UUUUUGUUUUCAAUUUAUGCACAGCACUUGCUCUGAAAUUUGGGGACUGAGUACACCAAACACGAUAGAUCAGUGGGAAACAUCAGGCCUUUACAGCUUCUCUGAACAAACCAGAUCUCUUGAUGGCCGACUACAGGUGUCACAUCGUAAAGGACUACCACAUGUCAUCUACUGUCGUCUGUGGCGCUGGCCAGACCUUCACAGUCACCAUGAACUUAAAGCAAUUGAAAACUGUGAAUACGCUUUUAAUCUUAAAAAGGAUGAAGUAUGUGUAAACCCAUACCACUACCAGAGAGUGGAGACACCAGUCUUGCCUCCUGUACUAGUGCCACGGCACACUGAGAUCCUAACAGAGCUUCCUCCACUUGAUGACUACACCCAUUCCAUUCCUGAGAACACUAACUUCCCAGCUGGAAUUGAACCACAGAGCAACUAUAUACCAGAAACACCACCUCCAGGAUAUAUCAGUGAAGAUGGAGAAACGAGUGACCAGCAGUUGAACCAAAGCAUGGAUACAGGAUCUCCAGCAGAGCUGUCUCCCAGUACUCUCUCCCCAGUUAAUCACAGCCUGGACUUGCAGCCAGUCACUUAUUCGGAACCAGCGUUUUGGUGUUCAAUAGCAUAUUAUGAGUUGAAUCAAAGAGUGGGAGAAACCUUCCAUGCAUCACAGCCUUCCCUGACUGUAGAUGGCUUUACAGAUCCAUCCAAUUCCGAACGGUUUUGUCUAGGUUUGCUUUCCAACGUCAACAGAAACGCAACAGUGGAAAUGACAAGGCGCCACAUAGGAAGGGGAGUGCGUCUCUAUUACAUUGGUGGAGAAGUUUUUGCUGAGUGCCUCAGUGAUAGUGCAAUUUUUGUUCAGAGCCCCAACUGUAAUCAAAGAUAUGGCUGGCAUCCAGCAACUGUCUGCAAAAUCCCACCAGGAUGCAACCUAAAAAUCUUUAAUAACCAAGAAUUUGCUGCUCUUCUGGCUCAGUCUGUGAAUCAGGGUUUUGAAGCAGUUUAUCAGCUUACCAGAAUGUGUACCAUAAGGAUGAGUUUUGUUAAAGGAUGGGGAGCUGAGUACAGGCGGCAAACAGUAACAAGCACUCCUUGCUGGAUUGAACUUCAUCUGAAUGGACCUCUACAAUGGUUGGACAAAGUAUUGACUCAGAUGGGCUCCCCUUCAGUACGCUGCUCCAGCAUGUCAUAGAACUCCUUCCUCCACUACCAGUGGGCUAAAUACCAAGGCCCAUCAACAGACUUCAUAGAACAGCUCAUCUGUCGUAUUAUUUGUGUGUGGUUCCCAUGAACUGUUUACUGUACAAAAAGGUGGGGUUUUAAAAAAAAAAAAAACAAAACAACAAAACAGCACUUGAGGUCUUAUCAAUUAAAGCACCUUGUGGAUUCUGUUUUCUAUACUCAGUUACUAGAUUAAAAUUUAAUGUAUAAAAAUAUCUUUUUCAGAAAGAAGAAGGGGCAGUUCUAAAGAUUCUUAAUGUUGUUUUUAUUGGGCAUAUAAUUGAGUGUCCUAAUGGUUUAUCAUUAACAUGAAUAGCUAAGUAUAUAUACAGGUUAUGUGUCAUGAUCUCAGAUGUUGCAGUAUUGUGCUCUUCUUCAUUUCAGUUCCCGUAAAUAGAUGUUUGGUUUGUUUUUUGAUUGGGGCAAAUCUCUCAUCAAAUUCCAAGACUCGACUCCUUUAUUCUUUUAUAUUUUUAUAUAAGCAGAUUUUCAAGUUGUCCUAAACAUAAAGAUAAGACUUUCCUUUUAAAAAAUAAAAGCUUAACUUUUUGCUUCUGCCUUAAAAAAAAAGAAAAUCCCUCUGUUGGAAGGAAAAGAAAUGUCUGAGAUUUAUCUGAAAUCUCAAGACAAUUUAUAUAUGCUUAAUGGGGGCUGAAAGGAAUCCAUACUGUAAAUUUUGAGUAUCCAUCACACUAGGAAUCUACUUUUCCCUGCCCAUCUGAGUUGAUGCACCUGUUGCCAGCAAUAUUACUGUCAGUCAUCUAUUAGGGACUUUUUUGUGCCUUGGAUCACUGAAAUCACUGUUUAUCUCAUGGAAUGAGAAUUGACCAUAGCAUUGGAUACUAGAUUAAAUACAGAAGGUUAUUGGCUUACCCCUUACAUCUGCAUGCUUUUAUUAAACAGAUGUCACUAAAAAUCUUUUAUUUAGCUUUUGGAGCCAAACACGUUGAAAAAUCCUUUCCCAGGGUAAACUAGAAUCUUUUGCAUAGGUUUUAAAUAGAUGCAACUUCUUAACAUAUUUCAGUAACAGAACUUAAAUCGCUGAUCUGAGUGGCUUUGUACAGCUUACUGACAUACCACAUUGUACACAUUCAUUAUGUCAUAAUGGGCCUUAUUAUUGAAAGUAGUUGCUUCUGCAAAGCUACUAGGAUAGUGGUUGCUGAGUUAUGACCAGCAAAAAAAGGACUUUGAGGUUCUUCACCACAGUGCAUGCUAUUGUGAACCCUUGGACACUACAGCUGCACCAUAUCUGUAGAAUAUAUUUCAGAAUAUUUUUAAUAAGUCUGUGUUGGGGAGGGGUUGAGAAACUGUAUAGAAGGGUUAUUCUGACUUGAAAAAUACACGUCUUACUAACAAUCUUGUGAUCUAGCUGUCUGUCAUUCUUCUGUUAUCGUGGCAGUAGCAGGAUUGCCUUUGUACUUUCUCAUUGUUACACCCAUUACACUAGCACUAUACUUGGUAAGUACAGCUAGUGAUUAUUUAGCUUGGUGGACAAAACAUGGCCAGUGUUAGACCAUUUAAUCAGUUGACUGAAUUGAGGAUAGUCAUGGAUAUUUUUAUGCUGUAAUGACUAGAGCAUAGAAGCAAAAAAUACCAAAACAUCAAGCCUUGAGAAAGUGGACCAGCUGCCUUUUAAAAGUUGGCAAAGCAGUUAACAGAUUGUGCUAGUUUUGCCAGUAGAUUAAUGUAUUGGUAGAACUUGUGAACGUAAGAAAUAAGCUUAAUGUGUGUUGCAUUUGCCUAAUAUGUGAAUACACUAAUAAAAGUUUUAAUUCUCA
Messenger RNA from Centrocercus urophasianus (Greater sage-grouse), 2999 nucleotides. RefSeq names its product mothers against decapentaplegic homolog 2-like. NCBI's taxonomy places the organism in Eukaryota, Metazoa, Chordata, Aves, Galliformes, Phasianidae. The transcript is spliced from 9 exons. The record is from RefSeq and is a predicted model, not a curated record. Gene Ontology annotation, cellular component: heteromeric SMAD protein complex. Bases 17 to 1192 code for a protein of 391 amino acids. Gene Ontology annotation, molecular function: DNA-binding transcription factor activity, RNA polymerase II-specific; RNA polymerase II cis-regulatory region sequence-specific DNA binding; I-SMAD binding. Gene Ontology annotation, biological process: anatomical structure morphogenesis; SMAD protein signal transduction; transforming growth factor beta receptor signaling pathway.